This is a messenger RNA of Aethalodelphis obliquidens (Pacific white-sided dolphin), 12855 nucleotides long. It is a transcript of the gene ALS2CL, whose product is annotated as ALS2 C-terminal like. The coding region runs from base 2677 to 5685 and encodes 1002 amino acids. The record is from RefSeq and is a predicted model, not a curated record. Gene Ontology annotation, molecular function: small GTPase binding; guanyl-nucleotide exchange factor activity. Gene Ontology annotation, cellular component: cytoplasmic vesicle; cytoplasm. Lineage: Eukaryota; Metazoa; Chordata; Mammalia; Artiodactyla; Delphinidae. Gene Ontology annotation, biological process: endosomal transport; regulation of GTPase activity. The transcript is spliced from 26 exons.
UUGGUGGGACUGGGAGCCAGAGGCCUGGGUCUGAGCCCUGUACACGCUCUACAGUUAGUGUUUCUGGGCCCUCCCAUGCCCUUCUGGGCCUCAGUUUCCCCAUAUGUACAGCAUGUGCAGUCUACUACUAAGGAACCUUCGAGCUGGAUGGAGUGAGAGCGUGAGGAAGCCAUGCCCUUAACCAGAGAGGAGUGGGUUGGAGGUGGGACUGGGGUUUGAAAGGGGAGACUUCUGCCGGGUCCCUGUGGUGUUAGGUUCAGCACCUCUUCCUCCUCCCUCGCCAGUAUACACACUCAGGCGCACUCACGCCUGGCCUGGCCCCUGCCCUCACACUCUCCUCACUGCCUGCGGGAUGAAGCCCCAGAACUCCCUAGCCUGGGAGCAGAGGCUCUCGGGGCCAACCAUACCAGAUGUCUAGCCUCAACUGCAGUCUUCUCCCCACCCGCCGUCUCACCAGCCAUGUUUAACCUCUGGCCUUUCCUCUGGGCAGUGCGACUCGGUUUCCUAGGGUUAGAGAUCCUUUUGGGGCCACAGACCUGGCCAGUCUGUGUUGCCAGCGUUGUCAGUUUGUGUCGGUAAGACUCAUCGUCAGGGGCCCCAGGCUGCACUGAGAGAUAAGGGAGACUGAAGAGCAGGUCCCCAUACCCAGAGGAGCUCCCCUCCACCGGUUUAUGCUUUCUAGGGAGGACUAAAAUAGUUUGAAAAGCUGUGAUUUAGUCAGACCUUCAUUUCACAGAGGAGGUGAUUGAAGCCCAGAGAAGAGCAGGGCUCUGGAUAAGCUGGGGCAUGGCCAGGGCCGAAUAGCUGGGCAGAGGUCAGAAGGGGGUCCUGUGGGAGCUACUGAGGUGUGAGCCAUGGGUCCAGGGUAGGGGAGCUUCUGCCAGCCCCAUGGGGGCAAGGGGAGGAAGCCUAAGGGGGAGAGGAGUGCCCUGGGUGUGGCAUUGGUUGGGGUGGGCCCCAGGUAAGUGUCGGGGAUCUGAUGUGCAAGGCCUCCCAACAGUGAGUUAUCUGCUGCAGGUCCCCAGCUCACCCUGAUCUGGUUCCUAGUCUGUACCUCCCAUCCUGGCUGCACCCUCCCCCCUCCACCUUUAGCUGGUGUCCUCACCUCUCAGCUCAGACCCCGACAGACUGCCAGCUGAGGGUGGAAAGGUCACUUCCCAAAGGGUCUUUCCAUUCCACCAGUUUCUGGAGAUAUGGGUGAGGGUCAGAUGGGCCCAGGCCGCACUUGCUGUACCCCUGACUCCUUGGCUGUGUUGUCCUGGUAUUCUGAGCUGACUUGGAGCAACCCUACCCCAGUCCUCCACAGGGGGCUGGGGCUGCUGCAGGGGGCCAGCAGAAAGAGAAGCCUGCAGUUGGGUGUCCAGCCAUUUCUCCUUCCUGCUUCUCUCUCCCAAGGCCUCGCCCUCCUGAAGCAACAACAGCAGGAAAGGUGGGGCAGGAAUGUCCUGGGCCUGGGCCCUUGGCCAGAGAUCUGAGGCACUCAUCUCAUUCUGCCCCAGAGCCAAUUCUCUGGGAAUUGUAGGCUCUGUCAGGAGCCUGGAAUGCCCUUUGGUGUCUUUGGGCUUGGGUGGGGAGGGAUGAGACCCCUUCUCAUUUGAUCCUUUGGGUCUGUCUGUAUCUCCUCAUAUUAUGUCUACAGCCCCACCGAGGUCAACCAACUCAGAGCCUCAGAGUGUCAGAGUCGGAGAGAGGCCGAGUCUGAGGGUCUGGGGUUAAAAGACUCUCUAAUUCUCAACCCUGAGACGUACAGUCACGUAAUCUGGGCAGAUGACCUUCUUUGCCAGGUCUGGUAGGAGAGGGCUGUGUCUGAUUGGAGGAUGCAGCCUGGCUAUGGGGAUGGGUUCGAACCCAGGCCCCUUGCUCCCCCUCCCUCCAGUCAGGAGGCUGCGUUCUCAGGUGAUCCUGCUUUCUUGGAGGGUCCCACUCUCCAGGGAAGGAGGUCCAAAGACCUGCCCACCCCCAUGGCCCCCACCUCUGGAGUAGAACCCGUCCUGCAGCUUGCAGAGGGGCAUGAAGUGUCUGGCUCCUGCCCACACUCACCUCACCCUCUCAUGGCUUGGAAUCAUCUCCUCUGAAACUGUCACCAAGUCCAUGUCCCCAGGUCUGACUUUGAAUCCCAUCACUCCCCCACUCUGAGGCCCUCCAUGGCUUCUCUGUUACCCACUUAGGGAGCUCUUGGUGGGCCACCUGCAGAGCCUGGGCCUUCAUGCCCAUGAGCCUUUGCUCUCAUGGUUCCCCCACCUGCAUGCCUUGUCCUCUUCUCUGCCUCUUUAUUUCUUGCCCAUCCUUCAUGGCUCCAGCAGGAUAUUUCCCACUUCUCCCAGACCCCUCCUACAUAGCCCUAUUGGGUGACAGGGAGUCCUGAGCCAUGGCCUUGAGAUAAAGGCUGUGCUCCUCCGAGAGUAUGUCCUUGUUUCCAGAGAGUCAGUGGAGAGAGGACUAGGUUGGAGCACUACUAGAUGUUACUCUGAGCUCUUGGGAGCCAUGGUGGGUGUUUGAGCAGAGGAAUGAGCAGGCCAGAGGGCUUAAGGAGCAUCUGCCUUUUGGGUAAAAAAUAGAUGCUUCCCUUGCAGUUCUGAGUCCUCUUUCCCACUCCUUCAGGCUCCCCUCAGCUGGGCCCAAGUGGAGCAUGAGCAGGGGUCACUGGCCAGUUCAGAAACUCCCCUUUGGGGUGACAUGGGCUCCUUGCUCAGUUCUGAGGUAGGGUGGUCAUGGGCCUUUUGGGCAUAUAGCCUGAGAGGGCACCCUGCUCCCAUGGCUGCUAUUCGCUCUAAUCUUGCUUGGUUCUCAGGCCCUGAGUCUGGCACCCUGGCCAUGUGCAGCCCUGAGGAGGCAGCCCUGCUGCGGCUGGAGGAGGUCUUCUCAGCCACACUCGCACGCAUCAACAGCUUUGUCCUCCAGCCCCUUCUGGAGGCCGCUCCAGAGCCCUCAGAUCCCUGGGGCAGAGAGUGCCUACAGCUCCUGCAGCAGCUGCACAGGAGCUCCCAGCAGCUGUGGGAGGUGACGGAGGAAAGCCUGCACUCACUGCAGGAGAGGCUGCGCCACCCGGACUCCAUCAGUCUGGAAUCCCUGCUGCUGCUGCACAGCGCUGACCGUGUCUUGCAAGUCCACCUGGAGUACAUCGGGUCCUACACAAGCUGUGUGGCAGUGCAGGCCUUUCAGAAGGUAGUAAAGAGGAGGAGCGAGUACUGGCAGGGCCAGCGGAAGGCGCUGCAGCAGUUCCUGUCGGGCAUGAGCUCAGAGGGCUCGGUGGGCACCGCGCUGGUCCAGGCUCUCCGCCAGCCACUCACCCAUCAUGUGCGGCAGUGCAUGCUCCUCCUGCUGAGCCUCAGGGACACUGUCGGGGAGAGUCACCCCACCCGGGAGCUGUUGGUGCAUGCAGCCACCAUCUUUGGGAACUUGCAGUCCUUCAUGAGGCAGGAGCUGGACCAGGCCAUGGCCACGCAGGCCCUCUGGCACACUCUGAGCAGCCGGCUGCGGGAUGUGCUCUGUACCCCCGCUCACCGACUCUUGCAAGACAGCCAGGACAUACCUGUGACGGUCACCCCGCUGAGGGCAGAGCGUGUGCUGCUCUUUGAUGAUGCCCUUGUCCUGCUACAGGGCCACAGUGUCCACACCUUUGAUCUGAAGCUGGUGUGGGUGGAACCUGGGCAGGACGGGUGCAUGUUUCACCUCCUCACGCCUGAGGAAGAGUUCUCCUUGUGCUCCAAGGACCCACAGGGCCGGGUGGCCUGGCAGCGGAAGGUCACCCAGGCUGUGUGCCAGACCUUGCGUGGGAAGAAGGACUUCCCGGUGCUGGGGGCGGGCCUGGAGCCUUCUGAACCCCCCACCUGCCGCUGUGGAGCAUACACCUUCCGUGCGGAGGGCCGCUUCAGCCAGGCCACCUAUGAGGGCGAGUGGUACGGUGGCAGGCCCCAUGGCAAGGGAACCCUGAAGUGGCCAGACGGGCGGAAUCACGUGGGGGAUUUCUGCCAGGGCCUGGAGCACGGCUUUGGCAUCCGCCUGGUGCCCCAGGCCUCCGAGGAUAAGUUUGACUGUUACAAGUGCCACUGGCGGGAAGGCAGCAUGUGCGGCUAUGGCAUCUGUGAGUACAGCACCAGCGAGGUGUACAAGGGCUACUUUCAGGAAGGCCUGCGGCAUGGAUUUGGGGUCCUUGAGAGCACCCCGCAGACCCCUCAGCCCUGCAGGUACACGGGCCACUGGGAGAGGGGCCAGAGGAGUGGCUAUGGCGUCCAGGACGACGGCGACAGGGGUGAGCGCUAUAUUGGCAUGUGGCAGGCUGACCAGCGCCAUGGCCCAGGGGUCGUGGUCACCCAGGCGGGUGUCUGCUACCAGGGGACCUUCCAGGCAGACAAGAUGGUGGGCCCAGGGAUCCUUCUCUCUGAAGAUGACUCCUUGUAUGAGGGCACCUUCGCCAGGGACCUGACCUUCGUGGGGAAGGGCAAGGUCACCUUCCCUAAUGGCUUCACCCUGGAGGGCUCUUUUGGCAGUGGGGCAGGGAGAGGACUGCAUACCCAGGGUGUGCUGGACACAGCUGCCCUCCCUCCAGAUCCAGGCAGUACCCGCAAGAGGCAGCUGGGCCUGGGCGUCUUCCCCGUGGAGAGCCGCUGGCAGGGCGUCUAUGGCCCCUUCCAGGACUUUGUUCAAGCCGGCUGCCCUGGAGACCUGCAGGAGGCCCUGCUGGGCUUCCACGUGCAGAGCUCAAGGGAGCUGCGCAAGUCCCAGGAGUACCUGUGCUGCGAGAGGACCCACCCCGAGGACCACGCAGGCAGAAUGGAGGACAUCCUGGAGGAGCUGCUGCAGCACCGGGCGCCCGAGGCCCUGCAGCAGUGCCUCAGGAAGGCCCUGAGCAACUCUCUGCAUCCCCUGGGAAAGCUGCUCCGGACUCUGAUGCUGACCUUCCAGGCCACAUACUCAGGCAUUGGGGCCAACAAGCACCUGCAGGGGCUGGCACAGGAGGAGGUGAAGCAGCACGCCCAGGAACUCUGGGCCGCCUACAGGGGUCUGCUGCAGGUUGCCUUACAGUGCAAGGGCCAGGUCCCAGAGGAAGAUCAAGAUGCAGAGACAAGGGACCUGCAGGUGCACAGAUUGAUGCUACCCCUUGUCCUGCCCAGCUUCUACUCGGAGCUCUUCACUCUCUACCUGCUUCUUCAUGAGAGGGAGGACAGCCUCUACAGCCAGGGCAUUGCCAACCUUAGCCUCUUCCCCGACACCAAGCUGCUUGAGUUCCUGGAUGUACAGAAGCACCUGUGGCCCCUCAAGGACCUCACGCUGACGACCAAUCAGCCUCCUGGAGACCAUUUACCCCACUUUACAAGGUAUUCCUUAGUCAGAGACAAGUGCUUCCUGUCAGCCACGGAAUGUCUGCAGAAGAUGAUCACCACGGUGGACCCCCGGGAGAAGCUGGAGGUGCUAGAGAGGACAUACGGGGAAAUUGAGGCCACUGUGUCGCGGAUGCUCGGCCAGGAGCACAAGCUGCCCAUGGACGACCUGCUGCCGCUGCUCAUCUACGUGGUGUCGCGUGCCCAAAUCCAGCACCUGGGAGCCGAGAUCCACCUGAUCCGUGAUAUGAUGGCCCCUAUCCACACAGGAGGCCUGUAUGACUUCUUGCUCACGGCCCUGGAGUCCUGUUACGAGCACAUCCAGAAGGAGGACAUGAGGCUGCAUCGCUUGCCCAGCCGCUAGAACUCCAGGGAGCCGUGGUAGCUCAGCUUCUCCUGGACAAACUGCAGAGCUGAGAGGGGCCGCCAUGGAAUUCCCGUGGAGUGAGCGUGGCCCACUCUGGCCCUUGUGGCCCACAGGACAGAAGGCAGGAUGAGCCCUGGAGGUGGCUCUUGGGGGAGAUGAGCGUUUAAUUUCUCGCAGGGAGAUGCUGCUGCUGUCCUGACUGGGAGGAGGGUGAGGGUGAUGGGUGUGGCCCCAGAGCUGGUGGUUUCCCCUCCCCCUGCCCCCUGCCACUCUCUAGGCCAGCCUUGGAUGACCUUCUUGACCAGCAGCAGCUCAUGGACUGGGGGCAAGGAGCUCCUGGCCUCUCCUUGCCUCAUCCUUGCCUCCAAGUUAUUGAGCCUCUCUGGGCCUCAGUGUUGCCAUCUGUAAAAUGGUGGACUACAUGAUCUGUAAAGGGCCUUCCAUCCAUCUUGCUGACUUCUGGCGUCCUUCCGUAAGUCUGACUUUGGUCUGUUGGGCUGUAACUGAAGUUCUUCUGUCUCGGGUGGUGUCAUUCCAUUUCUCCUCUCCUGGUCAGAGGCUCCAAGCUGCUAGUGACAGCUCCGUUUAUUGGGCUUUUUUCCCAUGAGUUGUCUCCUGUGGACCUGCCUUCUUCCCGACUGCCCCAGGGCAGAGCUGGCCUCUCAGGGCUGCAAGGCAGGAACAGCUCCACCUCCGCCCUGACCUGCUGGGUGGCCUCUGGCAAGGCCCUUCCCCUUGCUGGGUAUGCAAUUGAGAGCGUGGGCUUGGGGGUCUCUGAACUACAGUCCGCAUAUCAUGGCCAUGCUGGAGCAGGCUGGGGGCAGGGGAGGAAACACACCUUGCUUGCCUCACUGCCAGCAGGUGCCAAGGGAAUUACACACCUAUGACCUCUGUGGGCCUGCGUGCAGGAGGGACAACGGAGGCACAAGGUUGGCCUAUGCCCUGACUGAUAAGCACCUCUGGCUCAGGACCCCAACAGGAGUUGGGGAGGGAGGCAUUGGGAGCUCCUUUGCCUUUGGGAGGGGAGGACUUUAUUUAAAUAGUGGUUCUAAUGUGGAACCAAAAAACACAGAACUGGGUCUUGGGGCAGCUUCAUCCCUGCCGGGCCUCAGUUUCUCCUCCCCACAUGGAGGAGUUUGGGGCAGGUGGCCUGCAGGGGCUCCCCCUGCCCUAACAGGAGAUGUGUGACGGUAGGCAGGGCGACUGUGUUCUGAAGUGGUCCAAGGGCAAAGCAUGGGGAGAGGGUGGGUUUACGCAGGGGCGUAGCCCUGGAGGACAAGCUGGGCCUAGCUGUCAGGCCCAUGCCUUGGACUGUAAGAAAAUUGGGUCAUACAUCUUGGCUCUGGGUGUGCCUUCCAUAAAAAAACCCUGAGGGAGGCUCCAAGAAAGCCUGGGCCCAAGGCCGAAUCCCCAAGGAUUUAGCAGGGGGCAAUCCAAGGACCCUCAGAGAUACUGUGGGGCAUUGAGUGGAGAGACUCAGCUGCCUCCAUGCACUGCCGCCUCCAGAGGAAGGGGCGGGGUGAGCUUUCCCUGGCUGUUCCGCCAAAUGUGACAGCUUGAAUGGAGAAAGGUCCUGGGCUCUGGUUUUGCCACACUCCUGUGGUGUCCCCGCAGAGUCCCUGGAAGAGGGUUGAACUGAGGAAAGGUAAGGAUAUCCAGGCUGCCGUGGGCAUGCACCUCACCCAGGACUAUGGCAACUCUCCAACAGUUGUCAGGUAGUUCUUGUCCCUUAACAAGUGACAACAGCCUUGCCCAAGGGCAGCCCUGAGUUGGUGCGAUGCCGCAGCCUCACUCCAGAGAGCACCGCACACUCCCCGGCUCCAUCAGGAUCAGUGCACGCUCACCGCAGUGCAGAUUCACCAGGACCUUUCACCCAUCCUCUUGCUGGGCCUCCCCAACACCUACUGAACUGGGGCCCCUGGACAGGGCUUCAGGAGAUUCCCGGGGCAGCUCGGGCUGUUGUGUCAGACCCUUUCAGCACAACCAUAAAGCCAGCAGGGGCCUUCGAAUUAGACAGCGAAUUGACAGCUGAGGUCAGUUCUUCAUUUACAGAAGAGAUACCUGGAGCCAGGUAACCCCCUGCCGUGUGGGUGCCUGGGGAGGCUGAUGGGGAUGGCCACCUGCGGGCAGGCGAGUCCCCGCUCCAGUGAUGGCCUCCCCCGGCUGCUGCAGGAGCCCCUUCGCUGCAGUGAGAGCACUGGUAUCCACUCUGUGAGUCUGGUUGGGAACCAGGAACUCUAGCGCCUCGGGUGAUCCGGAUGAUGUCAAAAGCAGCCUCUGCGCUCUGUCUUUCUGGUCCCCAUCUCUUCUCCAGGAUGAGAAUUCUGCUUUCAGCAGUGAUCGUGAGGAAGUGGUAAAAUUCUUCACAGUCAAUCUCAGUCAGGACUUCAUGAUCACCAGGGCCAGAGAGGAGAGAGGCCAGGGGAGAUGCUUUUCACUGACGGCGUUCUGACAGGCUACAAAGAGCCACACUGGCCCUGCCCUCAAGGACCUGGACUUGGGGCUGAGAAAGACAGAGACACCUGAGAGUUAUUAAAUGGCCUCUCAGUGAGCAGAUGUGUCCGAGUCACACGGCCCAACCCCCCACUUUUCUCCCCCAAUGCAGUCCUGGUCCUGCAUGCAGUCGCUCAUGCAACCUCUCAACCCCUGCUUCCCCCCCACCCUUUACUUCCCUUCAACAGUCAAACCUAUCUGCUGCCACCUCCUGCUCUCCAGCUCCUGCCCCUCCUUGUUCUGUCCCCUAGAAAUGUCCUUCUCCAGUUCCACUGGGUCCCAGGCUGCUCCAUCCUCGCAGGCCCAGCUCUCAUGAAGCCCCGUGUCCCGGGGCAGGAGUCUCCCUGCUCCCCAGCCCUUCUCCAGGGCCCCUUCCCUGGCCUCAUCACGUUACUGGUGUGUGACUGGUGGGUGCCUGCUUCCCCCCAGUUCGCCAGGCACACGGCUCACUGUGCAUGCUAGGCCGAGAGAAUGGGGAGCGGAUCCGAGUUCUGACCAAGUCUCUUUAUUCAGACCACCCCUGAGGGUGCUGGGAGCUAGUGCACAGUUUGGGCGGCCCCUUGCCCACUGCAGCCCCAGAGAUGCUGGAAGGAGUCGGGGUGGGGGGUGAGAGAGCAGUCUGAGCAAUGCUAUGUAACCCGAGCAGGGACCUGAGUGAGGGCCACAUGGCCACACCUGUAGGGGCUCCCAGAGGGAUGGCUGCUUACUGUGGGGUCAGCAAAUGGCAGGGACUGCCCUCCUGUGGGCACUGGGGAAGGAAUAAGUUCAGGGUUAGGGUCAAGGUCAGAGUCAGGGUCAGUGUCAGGUUAGGGUUAGGGGUUAGGAUUGAAGUGAGAGUGAGAGUCAAGGUCAGGUUCAGGUCAGCUCAGGGUCCUAGUGCAGGUCGGGGCUUUCCUGGUUGGCUUGGUCAAGAGUUGUGCAGAAGUGAGCUCUGGCUUUUAUCUCACCAUGAGCAAGAACCAGGGAUGGGGACCAGGCUGCCAAGGCCUUGAUCUGUCCAUGACCUCGGCCAAGUCCCCCUAACUGGGUCCUCUGCGCUGUGUGUAAGGAAGGUUGCUGCUAGGCACUAUUGUUCUGCCAUCCAGGAAGGAGGAGGAGACCUGGAGCGGAGGAGCAUAUGUUCUGCUCCUGGAGAAACACAGGACUGAGCGGCUAGGUCAGGAUGGGGACCAAACCUAGACAGCCUCACUCCAGAGUGCAAGCUCCACCUGGGGGGUGAGCUGGAGCCCAGGAGUCGGGGCCACCUCCCCUCUCCCCACAUGCACAGGAGGUGCUUCGAGAUGGGCAAGUCUCUCCCAAAGCCACCUCCGCAUGUGCCCCUGGAUGAGGCCUGCCCCCUCAGAUCCAAGGGGGGCUGGCAAGAGACCGGGAGAGGGGGAGGUGGUCCCGUCAGCAGGACCAGGUGGGGGGUGACGGAUCCAGCAAUCAGUUCAGUGUAGAGCACUAGCUGUGUCUGUAGGAAGCACACAAGAGAAGUUUGGUUUUGUUCUUGUUCUGACAGUAGAGGGAGACCACAGGGCACCAGCAGUAAUAAGAUGACGCUAAGGGAGAUGGUAUCAGCAUCUAGAAAAUUAAUCUUAUUUUGUCAUUUUGGUGGAGGCCAUCCUGCCUCCCCAGUCAAUAGUCCUCAGUUCAGAGUGUCCCGAGAGUGGGUGUCCAGGACUUGGAUCGAAGGCAGUGGUGAUGGUCUGGGAUGAGGUUGCCAAAGCAUUCUGAGAUGACAGGCUGGGCCAGGUGUCCUGCAGGUGAGAGCCAAGUCGCUAAUGCCCCCCUCCCCAACGUCUCUGACCUUCAGGAGUCCGAGGUGCCCCUUCCCCACCAGCGGAGCAGCUGUCCUUUCUCGGCUGCACGGUCAGUAUAUGUAUGACCUGUCCCUGCAGCACAGGGACUUUACGCUUUUAGAAGUCCUUGCCAUUUCUUACUCCGGCUGGAUUCAUCCCUAGGAGAUUGCUGUGUGGCAUCCCUGAACGUGGUGGCCAUGCUGGCAGGACCACCUUAGGAGCUGUCACCUCACACUCAUGCUCAUUAUCAGCGAUGUCCACAAUUGCCUGAUCCAGCAAGCAUAGGCAUGAGGUAAGGGAAGCCCCAGGCUUGUCAUCUCAGAAUGUUUUGGCAACCUCGUCCCAGACCAUCACUACUGCCUUCAGGAAACCAGGCUAUGGGACCUGUGGGGGCAGAGCAGAGCUGAAGGUGGGCACAGGAGGGGAAAAGGGAAGCGGGAGAAGGCUCGUUACCUGAAAGGUCCCAUGAGUGCCAGAUAGUUGUCUGCUGUUGGCACGCGUGACCAUGAGGGUGGCAUCACCGUCUGACUGGACGUGUUCAGGGAGUUCAAAUAUGUAGCAGCACAUUUAGGAGUUCUCAGAUGGUAUGGCCUGCGUUUGCUCUGCAAGUGGGAAUUGUUGUGUUGUACCCAGAAAGGGUCUCACUGUAGUCAACACCCAGUGGUACCCCUGGGACAAGGGUAAAGGGUUUCUAGAGUCUAUUUGCCAGGACUGGCCAGGUCUAGUGCACUGGACCGUGCACCCCAGAGUUCCCUUUGUCACUUGCUGGUGGAGCUGCCAGUCAGGCACAUUAGCCAGGCUUCCUUGGCCUCAGGUGCUGGCAUUGCCAUGCCCUUUGUGAUGAUGUAUCCAGGUGGCUGUGGUCUUUACCUGUGUGAUGCAGAAUUGGUCAGCAUGUCGGUUCCAAUGAUGUUCAUUGCCAAAGCAUCAUUUUCCAUGGGUCAUGGACAGAGUGCAUGGGUCCUGUGCAGUCUGCUGCCACAGUGUUUGUCCCUAAGGGGCUGGGAUUCGAUCCCGGUUGUUCGGUUGUCAGGUGCUACACUGAUGUCCAUUGGCUACUGGCUGCAAGUUGGUGAAAAUGUAACAAGAUGUGUUCAGUGGGUGUCUUCCAGGACAAGCACCAGUCUGCACCUCUGUCCACGGGCAGAGUUUUUUCCUUUCUACAUGCUUUGGCUUUUUUCUGUGGCUGCCCAGCCGCAGUGGACCGUUUAAUAUAACUGGGCUGACUGUGCGUCGGGCCCAGGCAUCCUCUGGUACCUUGGUGUACUGAAGACCCCAUGUCUGAGGUUCACCCAUUCAUGCAGGUGAGAGAGUCCAUUGAUGGCUGGUUUACUUCUUUCUUGGGUGUACCAGUUUCAUUUAAUAACAGGUGCUUGCUGGGCAGGGCCCACUUUAUCCCAUAACACAUGUGCCAGGGAGGAGCAACACAAGGGGAGCUGGUCUCUCAUCGUCCACCUAUGCCCAGUUAGAAGCCAAGUGAAUUGGCCCUCACAUGGGGUAUGCUGAGCCGUGACUGUCAGGCAACUGCCACUCAAAACACCAGGGGUCGCCUUUGCUGCGUGUCAACUUCCUUCUGCCCCAGGCUCCAGGUUGCGUAUCUCAGUCCCCCACACUGUCAUUGGAAAGGCUCUUUAGGACAAUUGGCCUGAGCGGGAGGCAGUCUGUACAGCCUGCUGAUUGUUUUCUUUAAGCACUUCUGCGUCCACAGCUUUUUAGUCGGUGUGUGGUGAUCUCCUUCCCCGUCCACCCUUGUCUUCUAAACUGCUUUACUGCUACCAUGUGGCUGGGCCGGGGAGCCUGGAGGGCACCUGUUGGGCACCAGUCCCAAUGUCAUUGUCCUGACUGUGGCCUUUCCCCAAUGGCAGCAUCCCUCACAGUAAGAAGUAGUUCUCAUCCUAAAAUCUCUAUUUCCGCAAGGCAUUAUUCAGCAGGGUCAGCUACCUGGGUGUGUGGAAUGUCCACCAAAUGAAACAACACAGGUUAGUUUCAAGCACGUGGUAGGGCCAGUGUUGGCUGAAACGGCACCUUUGUAACCUAAAAAGGACAGCCUAAAGCACUAUCCUUGCCUGGAGAGGAGUGGCCAGAGAUCUCAUCAGGAGCAUAUAGGGCCACAGCCCCAUGGAGUGUGCCUUUUUUCCCUGUUAAGACAACCUUCUGACUGGAGUUACAAAUCCAGCACACAGUGAUAGCUUCUACCUCAGAAACAUAGGUUCCUCCACCUUGUGAGGGACAGCAGUUCUUUUCUUGCUGCCCGAGGGAGGCACCCCCUUCUCAGAGUUCUGGGUUCCUUCCCCAUAGGGCCCGUCUUCCAGGUUUCUAUAUUUUCAUAUCUUUAGCCUCCCCCAUUUCUUCCUCCAGCCCUAGGGAGAGGAAGCUGCUUUAUAUAACUGUUCGAGCGUUCUUUUUUUUGCCUUUUUAGUUCUUCAGUUGCUGGGUGUGGUAGGCAGAAUAAUUGUUCUCCGAAGAUGUCCACAGCCUAAUCCCUGGAAGCUGAGAAUAGGUCACCUUACAUGGCAGAAGGGACUCUGUAAAUGUGGUUAAGUUGAGGACCUUGCAAUGGGGAGCUGAUCCUGGGUUAUCUGGGUGGGUUCAAUCUAAUUAUGUGGGUCCUUAGAAGUUGAGGAGGGAGGCAGAAGAGAAUCAGAGGGAGAUGUGACCACCGAGGAAUGGCCCGGGAGAUGGCAGUGUUGGAGCACGGGAAUGUGAGAGACUCUAGAAACUGGAAAAGGCAAAGAAAUGGAUUCUCUCCUAGAGCUUCCAGAAAGGAACACAGCCCAGUGAGAGCCGUGUUGGAUUUCUAACCUACAGAACUGAAAGAGAAUGCAUUUGUGUUGUUUGAAGUGACCAAAUUUGUGACAAUUUGCUCUCGCAGCAAUAAAAAACACAUAACUGG